Molecule: messenger RNA, 264 nt
Organism: Mycosarcoma maydis (corn smut)
Lineage: Eukaryota; Fungi; Basidiomycota; Ustilaginomycetes; Ustilaginales
Exons: 3
Coding region: 1-264 (87 amino acids)
Biological process (GO): transcription elongation by RNA polymerase II
Cellular component (GO): transcription elongation factor complex
Molecular function (GO): RNA polymerase II complex binding
Source: RefSeq, a predicted model, not a curated record
AUGGGCAAAAGAAAGUCGUCGAGUAAGAAGCCUUCAGGCGCGAAGAAGCCAGCUCCGCUGGACACAGUCUUCACAUGUCUCUUCUGUAACCACGAGAAAGCAGUAUCAUGCAAGAUCGAUGACAAAGCAAGAAUCGGCUACCUAUCGUGCAAGAUCUGCGGUCAAAAGUUUUCCGCCGACACGACUCCCUUGGACCAACCGAUUGAUGUUUACUCGCUCUGGAUCGACGCUUGCGAGGACGUGGCAAACGAGCAAGAGCGAUGA